Neoarthrinium moseri is the source of this 990-nucleotide messenger RNA. RefSeq lists its product as uncharacterized. The transcript has 3 exons. The record is from RefSeq and is a predicted model, not a curated record. NCBI's taxonomy places the organism in Eukaryota, Fungi, Ascomycota, Sordariomycetes, Amphisphaeriales, Apiosporaceae. Bases 1 to 990 code for a protein of 329 amino acids.
AUGGCAGCUGAAGCACAGAACCAGAGCGGGGCUCCGAUGAGCUUCAACUUGAACAGAGCUGCUUCUGAGUUCUCGGCUUCGCUGAUCAAGAGCAAGAUCCAGCAACUGUGCUCCAUGUACGACGAAGAACUGGAGACCGGUCUGGUGAUCAAGAUACGUGCGCUUCUUGUGGAGGUAGACGCCAAACGCAUCAUAUUGGAUGAAGAAAAGCGCAGUUUGAUUGAAGGCUUGAGAGACACAUUGGUGUCUCUUCAGAUGCAGAAUGAUUCAGUCGAAGCUACAUUGUCAGAAGCGGGCCAGAUAAACUCGAAGUAUAUGGCUGCACUCCCUUCGGCCACGUCUGUCAGCAUCUCUCCUCCAACCCCACGUACACCUUCACAGGAUGGGGAACGUUCAUCGAUUGACAGUGCUUCGGCAAUGACUCCUUUAGCUACGACCGUUGUGAACUCGGAGGCUGAUCAAAGGUCCUCGACUGACAGUGGAAAGUCCUUAGAAGUCUCUGAAGUCUCUGAAGUCUCUGAAUCCGCCUUGAUUAUCGAUCAGGCGGCGGAAAGCGGUCAAACGCUGCCUCGGGAUAAACGACCUAGGUCUAAGUCCGUUACGGAUCAACUUAAUGCGAAGAAAAUCAAGGUGACACCACUAGUGCACACACCGGUCUCUCAAUACGCAGAGAUCUACCGGAAAAUCAAAGUAAACGAGCUGGAAGUAGAUGAAUGUGUCUUCAAGAUUCCCGGGACACAGAAAUUCUACAUUCUGCGCUGUAACUCAGAAAACUGCAACUUCCGGAUCGCCGAACUUGUUCCUUUCAAAUAUAAGAGGGCUUUCAAUCACUUCAACAGGGAGCACUUCGAUCAGCUUCGUACAGAAGCCUACAUAUUUGAAAAUUAUGCAUACGAAGUCGAGGAUGCUACCGAAGAAAUUCUUUCUGCACAAGGUGCCCAGGGAGAAGUCCCAACUUGUGAGCGGAGAUACACAAGGUUGCAAGCCUGA